Messenger RNA from Funneliformis caledonium, 413 nucleotides. The record is from the annotation of a GenBank genome assembly. Lineage: Eukaryota; Fungi; Glomeromycota; Glomeromycetes; Glomerales; Glomeraceae.
AUGACGGAAGCAACUAUGGCAGUACAGACAUAUGGUCGUAAAAAAACCGCGACCGCUGUUGCUCAUUGCAAACGUGGAAAAGGCCUUAUUAAAAUUAACGGAUCACCUAUCCAUUUAGUUGAGCCAGAAAUUCUAAGAUUUAAGGUUUACGAACCUAUAUUACUUUUGGGACAAGAUCGAUUCGCUAAUGUAGAUAUCAGAGUUCGAGUAAAAGGUGGUGGACAUACAUCCCAGGUCUACGCUAUCCGUCAAGCAAUCGCUAAAGCAAUAGUUGCUUUCUAUCAAAAGUAUGUCGACGAAGCACAGAAAAAGGAAAUCAAGGAUAUUCUCAUCCAUUAUGAUAGAUCUUUGUUGGUUGCUGAUCCCCGUCGCUGUGAACCAAAGAAAUUUGGAGGUCCAGGUGCCCGUGCACG